CCUAAAACCGGAACUUUCUCUCGUCCGAGACGCUGAGUGUAAAUGAACUGGAAAUAUAAAUUCCGCAACUCACCUUUUGAUGUGACUGUGAAUUGAUUAGGCAGCUAAACGCUAGUGUGUGUUCUUGCCUGUUCUUGGAGUAGCCACGUAUACAGGAAAUAGAACACUCACUGUUGCUGUGUUAUUUUUUUGCUCUUACGACGAUUCAUUCUAGUAUCUAGGGCUCCUUAUCUCUUCAAGAUCCUGGCAUUUAACUGUGUUCCAGAUUAGUGUCAUUGGAAUUCAAAAUCAGCUGAGCACGUUCAACUUGGAAGCAGCAAUGGCUAACUACAGGAUGAAUGCUUGGUGCCGACAUGUUCUGCCUAUGUUCAUGGCCCUGUUCUGUAUACUCCACAACACUGUGGAUGUCAAUGCUCGGCCAGCUAAUAUGUCAAGUCUGAAAGACAAGAACAACCCCAACAGUAAAGAGGAGAAUGAGAUCCUCCCCCCAGACCAUCUGAAUGGUGUGAAGCUGGAGAUGGACGGUCAUAUCAACAAGGACUUCCAUCAGGAGGUGUUCCUGGGAAAAGAAUUUGAGGAGUUUGAGGAGGAUUCUGAGCCCAGGAGGAACAGAAAGAAGCUCAUUGAUAUAUUCAGCAAAGUGGACUUCAAUAAAGAUAAGAGUGUCAGUGCCAAGGAGAUGCAGCGCUGGAUCAUGGAGAAGACCGAAGAACACUUCCAGGAGGCUGUGAGGGAGAACAAGAUGAGCUUCCAUGCUGUAGACCCUGAUGGAGAUGGUCUUGUGACAUGGGAUGAAUACCGGGUGAAAUUUCUUGCUAGCAAAGGAUUCAACGAAAAGGAAAUGGCUGAGAAGAUAAAGCACAACGAAGAGCUGAAGGUGGAUGAAGAGACCCAGGAGGUGCUAGAGAGUUUGAAGGACCGUUGGUUCCAGGCUGAUAACCCCCCAGCGGACCAGCUGCUGAACGAAGAGGAGUUCCUCUCUUUCCUGCACCCGGAGCACAGUCGAGGCAUGCUGAAAUACAUGGUCAAGGAGAUCUUUCGUGACCUAGACCAGGACGGUGACAAGAGGCUGACCCUGUCUGAGUUCAUCUCUUUGCCCAUGGGUACAGUGGAGAACCAGCAAGCCCAAGACAUUGAUGAUGACUGGGUACGAGAGAGGAAGAAGGAGUUUGAGGAAGUCAUCGAUGGUGAUCGUGAUGGUAUCGUUACAAUGGAGGAAUUAGAGGAGUACAUGGACCCAAUGAACGAGUACAGUGCUCUUAACGAGGCUAAGCAGAUGAUCGCUGUGGCUGACGAGAACCUGAACCACAAUUUGGAACUGGAAGAGAUUCUAAAAUACAGUGAAUACUUCACUGGCAGCAAGCUCAUGGACUACGCCCGGAAUGUACAUGAGGAGUUCUAAAGACAAACCCCUCCCUUUCUCUUGUGUUAGGGGUGUUCUCACAAGUCGGCUGUAAAGACGGGUCUGUUUUAUUGGUGGAAUGAAACUCCUGAAUUUGUGGUGUUCUAGUGUGCAAUUGUGUGUUUAAAUCUUAGCCCCCAGCCGACUGACCUGGCCUCCCCCAACAACUCUUAAUGUAAGACAUUCUUCAUGUCUGGAUGGUGCCUCUUCUAAACAUCCCAUCAGAACUCGUCAUUGCCACGGUCUGCCUUUUGUCUGCUGCGGGAUUUAAGUUGCAUUAUCUCCCAUAAGACGAUGUGUUUGGGUUUUCGGUGCAUUCUAGACACUGUUUCGUUCAUGAUUAAUUUGUGUUAAUUAAUGUAUUGUGAAAUGUACAGUAUGCUUAUCAGGAAUUGGAAUAACAUUAGAUUGUUGGCCAGUCUAGUAAAGUGUUGAACAAUUUGACUUAUAAUUUAUAGUUGUGCAGGUCCUCAGUUUUUGCUGCAAAUAUGAAGAUUUUUAAGGUUUUUAACAUUGUUAAAUACCAAUAUUCUUUACAUUUACCAUCAUAUAUUGUCAUUGGUGUUUCAAAUUAAGUUACAGACUGUAUCUUUACUACCGUAGUGAAUGGAAGUAACAAGUCUUCUCAAAGCCAUCCGUCAUAUUAAUGAUUGAACUGAACCUCUUUAAUCACUGUAUUCUCUAUACUCACACUUUUCUGUUCUGUUUGGUAAUUUGGGUUCUACAGGUUACAUUGUAAAGUUCUAAUGUUUUUAUUCUCUGAUCCGUCCGCUCCUUUUAAAAUGAAUGCUUAUACAUUAAGGUGAGAAAGUAUGUACACGGUUGAUACAUGUGGGAAAACGUGACUGUAAAAUAAUUUAAAUUCCGAACUGAAUGCAACAAAAACAAUGACAUUUUAUACUAUUACAAUUGCUCAGAGAAAUAACUUAUGUUUGGGGUUUUCUUGUACGCUUGGUUACCUUUUGUUGGAAUAUCCACUUGUUUCCAAGUGUCAGACUCUUAGCUGAGCUCACCAGAUUUUUAUCUACAGUUAUCUGGAAUUGGGUAAAGUUCAUAGCAUAAAACAUCCACAACCAAAUUUGAAGGUAAUUGAGGUUUAUUUUCUGGUGUGCAUGGCCAUUUUCUGGUGUGCAUGGCUCUACUUAGAUGUCAUCUGACACAAAAACACCAGUUCCAUGCCAAGUGCCAGUAAUGUGUAGCGAGCUGCUCUUGACAUUUAUUGAAUCACAUGAGAAUAUAGCUAUGUGGCCGUAGUGGGUUAUCCUACCCAUGUCAGUGUCAGUGAGUUUGUGAUUGACAUGAGAUUGCAUUAGCAGAAAAAAAAAACAUGUAAAGUAUGAUGGGGAAUCCUUUGUUUGUUUGAUGUGCAUACUUUCUCAUUGUCUUAUAUGGAUAUAUAUAUUUAUAUAUGCUAAUAUAUUAUUAUGGAGUUCCGACUCCCUGUUGCAAUAUGGCUGAUAAUGUUUUCAUAUGUUUGGGUUACUUUUGCAUCAAGAAUUCCAACUGGGUUUGUGUGUUUCAAGUACCUCCAGAAUUAUGCAAAUGUUUAUGUCCAUUGGACAUGAAAUAAGCCCUAUUAAAUAUAUGUUAGAAUAAUUAUUAAUUGAUACUUUUUAACAGGGGUUUUAACAUUUGUUGCAGCACAGAAAUCUUUAAAAUAAACGGAAAAAAAUAUUUGAGAACAUUUUGUUGAAAUUUGACACGCCCUCUGGGUAUGUAGCUCUUGUCAAUUCUCCAUAUCACAUCUUAUUUUCUGUUUAAGAUUGGUGUAUUUAAUUGUUGUUGAUCUACAGUUAAUUUUCUUUAAAGGAGUUCUACCAAUGUCAAUCAGUAUAUGAUAGAUAAAUUAUAUAUAAUUAUAUUUGG
Esox lucius (northern pike) is the source of this 3268-nucleotide messenger RNA. It is a transcript of the gene sdf4, whose product is annotated as stromal cell derived factor 4. The transcript has 7 exons. Gene Ontology annotation, cellular component: endoplasmic reticulum. Gene Ontology annotation, biological process: calcium-ion regulated exocytosis. The record is from RefSeq and is a predicted model, not a curated record. NCBI's taxonomy places the organism in Eukaryota, Metazoa, Chordata, Actinopteri, Esociformes, Esocidae. Gene Ontology annotation, molecular function: calcium ion binding. The coding region runs from base 320 to 1402 and encodes 360 amino acids.